Vigna unguiculata (cowpea) is the source of this 777-nucleotide messenger RNA. RefSeq lists its product as uncharacterized. The record is from RefSeq and is a predicted model, not a curated record. Lineage: Eukaryota; Viridiplantae; Streptophyta; Magnoliopsida; Fabales; Fabaceae.
AUGACUGGAGCCGAGGCAACAGGCUCAGGUAACCUUGUCAUGGGUCAAUGUGUGAUUGUUGGUAAAUCUACAUGUGUAUUGUAUGACUCUGAAACGACACACUCUUUUGUGUCUGAAACUUGUGUGCAAAGGUUGGGUCUGCCGGUUUGUGAACUGCAAUGUGACCUUGUGGUAUCUACUCUGGCAUCGGGAUUGGUCAGGACAUUGUCCUUGUGUGCUAGGUGUCUAGUGGAGGUAGAAGGACGCAGGUACAAAGUGAAUCUGAUCUGCCUACCUCUACAGGAGUUGGAAGUGAUCCUAGGGAUGGAUUGGCUCUCUACCAAUCAUAUCCUUAUAGACUGCCGAGAGAAGAGGUUAUUAUUCCCCAACUCAGAGGAGCCUGAGUUGUUAUCGCCUCACGGGGUUACGAAAGAACUACAGGACGGUUCUCAUUGUUUCUUGAUCUUUACAUACCUAGAGGUGGAGGGAGAGGAGAUGAAGUCUGUCAUACCGGUGGUACAAGAAUUUGGAGACGUGUUCCUAGAGGAAGUACCAGGAUUACCCCCUAGUAGAGAAGUGGAAUUCUCGAUUGAUUUGGUACCUGGAGCCGGGCCAGUAUCGAUUGCUCUGUAUCGUAUGGCUCAGGCAGAAGAAGAUGAAGUUGUCUCGCUGAUGGUUGACAAUGGAAGAAGAUGGCGUCGCGAUGAUGGUAGUCAGAUUUCCGGCGAGUUGCGCUGCUACGGUGGCUGUGGAAAUGGUGGAUUCGAAACUGGUUCGCUACUGCGUCGCAAUGGAUGA